CCACAUGCACACAUCUUUCAGAAGUUGUUCCAGUCAUUUACUCAUAUACGAUCACCCCUCGAUCACCGAGGUGUGACAGCUGUCAGUUAUGUGGGGAGCCUCUCGUACGUGGCAGUACUAUGACCGUCCACAUGCACAAGCAAGAUGAAACCGCAGUUCCACGGAAGGUGUUUCGUCCAGUGUGUGCGGAGAUUUUGAUGGGACUCUUACUUUUAUUGGUAGGUUACGCUAUGCCAGUGGCAGGAGCUACUUUGCUGGCUGUUGCAGGCACUGGCAGUGUCCAACGAGGUUGGUCUGAUUAGACUGUUGUAUGCAGCGCCUGUGCAGCGGACAUCACUGAUACGGUCGAUGUAAGCGGCUACAGGUAGGAUGUGAUAAUCUUAUCCUUCUAAUCUCCUCGUCAUUAAAGGGCGGCAGUGUCACUUGAAGAUACAUCCACUGGGAAGACAAAGGAGAAACAUCAUCUCCGGCUCUAUAAGCUAAAU
Serpula lacrymans var. lacrymans S7.9 is the source of this 485-nucleotide messenger RNA. RefSeq lists its product as uncharacterized. The transcript has a single exon. Lineage: Eukaryota; Fungi; Basidiomycota; Agaricomycetes; Boletales; Serpulaceae. The coding region runs from base 120 to 302 and encodes 60 amino acids. The record is from RefSeq and is a predicted model, not a curated record.